AAUUAAUUACGUCACAACAAUGAUUACUGAUGUGUGUGAGCCCCCAGAAGUCGUCCUACGAUUUAUGCAUAGUAAAAUUAAUAUUUUACCUUAGUCGUGUGCUUGUUAUCAAGUGAUAAACUCGUUUUUAGACAUUGUUGAGAAUAUUGUUUGGCCAAAUAAUUUAAUCUUUAGCAUUGAAACGACAAGUGUUGUAACUUGUAAUCUGUGGUUGUAAUAGUAGGAACUUAUUGAAUAGAGUACCUAUGUAAUCCUUACAGAGUGAACCAUGAAAGCUAAACAGCUAAAUCGAGCUAUCAUAACGAUAAGCUUAAUCGGCGUGCUGCUGUCCACAUACGCGCUGUACGUGGAACUGCUCGCAGAGCUGAGGCCGGGGUAUAAGGCGCUUUGCGAUAUAAGCGAGCAUGCCAGCUGUUCCAGAGUCCUUACCUCUAAGUACGGGAAGGGCCUGGGACUCGUGCCCGAAGACUCCCCCUUCAAAGUGCCGAAUUGUGUAUACGGGAUUAUCUUCUACUGUAUUAUUAUACUUUUGACUACGUUUGACCAGGUGUAUAUGGUACGGCUACAGCUCGGAAUUUCUGCAGUCUCCCUUCUAACCUGUGUCUACUUAGCCUACCUGCUGAUAUUCGUGCUGAAGGACUUUUGUUUAGUUUGCGUCACUACCUAUGUUCUAAAUAUUGCAAAUACAUUGCUUUUAAAGAAAAAACAUUCCCUUUUAGCUUUAAAAAAUAAAUAAACUGCUAUUGGAAACUCAAAUUCAUAAUAAUUUAUUUAUUUAAAAAGUUCUAAAUUAUUAUGGCAAAAUGUUUUUCUGCCAUCUGUUGUCGAAUGUCUGAGUUAUUUGAAAAGUGACAUCUAGUGACGAGUAGUUGAAUUUCAUUUUCCAAUAUUACUAAUAGAUGGCGAUAAAAAAAGCUUCAACUUUUAAGUUUGAACAUCGAAAUUAAUAUUUUACGGUGAUUUAAAAUAGAAUAAUUAAACAUAAUACAAUGAA
This is a messenger RNA of Maniola jurtina (meadow brown), 994 nucleotides long. It is a transcript of the gene Vkor, whose product is annotated as vitamin K epoxide reductase complex subunit 1. The transcript has 4 exons. NCBI's taxonomy places the organism in Eukaryota, Metazoa, Arthropoda, Insecta, Lepidoptera, Nymphalidae. Bases 269 to 736 code for a protein of 155 amino acids. The record is from RefSeq and is a predicted model, not a curated record. Gene Ontology annotation, molecular function: vitamin-K-epoxide reductase (warfarin-sensitive) activity. Gene Ontology annotation, biological process: peptidyl-glutamic acid carboxylation; vitamin K metabolic process.